Messenger RNA from Cetraspora pellucida, 155 nucleotides. The record is from the annotation of a GenBank genome assembly. Lineage: Eukaryota; Fungi; Glomeromycota; Glomeromycetes; Diversisporales; Gigasporaceae.
AAUUCGAUAAUAAAAAUAAUCUUAAUAAUGUUACCAAUUCUGAGUUUGAAAAUAAUCUAUCAAGUUCAUCAAGCGAAAAAUUACCUGAUUCUUCUGAAAAUGAACUACAGUCUAAAAAAGUAAAAACCAGCUUCGAUUCUUAUAAAAAUAACUAG